AUGCCGCUCUCGCCGAAAUCCACCGUUGUUGGAUCAUCCGACAGCACCAUCAUUCCCUCCUCGCCCACUCUCUCAAUCCCUCAUCAUGCGGCCUCUCGCUCGGUCGGCUCUCCGGCCGUAUGCGCGUCUCCCGCUACGUCCAAUUUGAGAGUAGCCCUCGUGGAAACGCAGGAUCUACAGAAGGCCCGCUCUUGGAACCAGGAUGCCCACCACUUCUCCAACCGUGUCAGCAGUCUGACCCCCUCUUCCGUCUCGUUCUUGCAGAAAAUCGGCGCGUGGGAACAUCUGGACACGAGUCGCGUCCAGCCAUAUCAGGAGAUGCAGGUAUGGGAUGGCGAGACCGACUCGCGCAUCUCGUUCGAUUGGUCCAUGGAAACCUCCCCGUUCGAGGACCUCCGCACCGUAGCUACCAUGACCGAGAAUGCGAACCUGGUCCGCGCGCUGCUAGCACGUAUCGCCGCAUCAGGCGACGAGAACCUGUCGAUUUUCAGCAACACCACCGUCGCGUCCAUUGAGAACGGAACCGACCACCCCGAUGGACCGAACCUGUCCGCCUGGCCUGUUCUAUCCCUCGCCCCGACGGGCUCAGCCCCCGCCUCCGAACCCUCCCGAAUCGCAGCCAGACUUCUGGUCGGUGCAGAUGGCAUCAACAGCCCCGUGCGUCGCUUCGCAGACAUCGCAACCGACGGCUGGGACUACAACAGACACGGCGUUGUCGCGACCCUUUCGCUCGCAGACCCGGAGACUCCCACCUUCCCCAUCGGCACGAGGACCGCAUAUCAGCGUUUUCUACCCUCGCUGGGAGGCCCUAUCGCCCUGCUUCCGCUGCCCGGGAAUCACGCGACACUGGUGUGGUCGACCACCGUCGAAAACGCCGCGUAUCUGAAAUCGCUUUCUCCAAAGGCCUUCAUUGCCAUGGUCAACGCCGCUUUCCGUCUCUCAAUGACCGAUCUUCAAUACAUGAUGCGCAUGGAACGGGCCUCUACAGCCACGGAAGAUCCCCAUGAGGAUGAACUGACCUGGCGCAUGAAGCACACGGACUUCUCGCGCGUCCCGCCGAUGGUCAAUGGCGUCCAGGAAGGAAGCGUGGCUUCGUUCCCCCUUCGCUUUCGACACGCCUCGACGUAUAUCUCGCCGCGCGUGGCUCUUGUCGGUGACGCCGCCCAUGUGAUCCAUCCGCUCGCCGGCCAGGGUCUCAACCUCGGUCUGGGGGAUGUGGCGUCGCUGGCCAAGAGCAUUGAGUAUGCUGUAGACCAUGGAAUGGAUGUCGGUGAUAUCCUCAGCCUGGAACACUACACCGCGGAUCGGUGGGCCACGAAUGCGAAGAUUGGCGGGGCCUGCGAUAUCCUGCACAAGCUUUACAAUGUGCCUGGACAGAACCCGGUGGCAUGGGCGCGGAGCUUCGGUCUCGAUGUCAUCGACCGCGUACCAUUUGUGAAGUCGUUCUUGAUGAGAAAUGCUCAGGGUUAG
Aspergillus terreus NIH2624 is the source of this 1470-nucleotide messenger RNA. RefSeq names its product putative ubiquinone biosynthesis monooxgenase (Coq6). The record is from RefSeq and is a predicted model, not a curated record. Lineage: Eukaryota; Fungi; Ascomycota; Eurotiomycetes; Eurotiales; Aspergillaceae. Gene Ontology annotation, molecular function: FAD binding; oxidoreductase activity, acting on paired donors, with incorporation or reduction of molecular oxygen, NAD(P)H as one donor, and incorporation of one atom of oxygen; 2-octaprenyl-6-methoxyphenol hydroxylase activity. The coding region runs from base 1 to 1470 and encodes 489 amino acids. The transcript is spliced from 2 exons. Gene Ontology annotation, cellular component: mitochondrion. Gene Ontology annotation, biological process: ubiquinone biosynthetic process.